GCGACAUCCCCGUGGCUGGCGAGACGGUGUGGUUGUAGGCUAUCUCCGCGUGGGCAAGAUGGAGAUCCCACUGCUGGUCGCCACGAACAAUCUUUCGGAGAAUAUCUCCGAGAGUCCUGUUCGUGACCUCGGUCUGACCAUCAGUCUGGGGAUGGUAAGACGAGGAGAAGCGAAGCUGGGUGCCGUAUACCUCGUGGAGCCGUCGCCAGAAUCGGCUGUCGGUACAGAGACGGAGAGUUCCAUCCGCUUUGCGAGCAAAGAGGACGGGUGCACCCCACGGGGAGUUGCUGGGUUUAAUGAAACCCAGUCUCAGGAGCUCCUCAAGCUGACGCUUGAGUUCGGUGGCCUUGGGGAUCGAGAGUCUGUAGGGUGCCUUGUGGUGAACACGAUAGUCAUGCACAAGCUGGAUGAAGUGCUCAACGUCGCGCAUCGGUGGGAUGCCGGCGUACGAGAACGAUGGUGGGAAAACGUCGUGGUACUCUCGAAUGAGGUCACGAACUGCGGGCUCCAGGUCGGUCGUAUAGCAUGCGAGUUCCUCAGCGUCAGCGUCGACGCGCGCGACGACGGGGUGGACUCGACGGACGGCGGAGGGUGGGAAGUAGAGAUGGGAACUAUGGAGAUAGGAGGAUCUGGCUCCAGAGGGAUGAGCUCGGCGUCGGGACAGGGUGGAUCAUAGUGUAAGAGAUCCGUAACGUUCACCGUAAAGAAGGUGACGUCGUCCUGUCGGAUGAAGUGAGCGAACUGCCGAGGCGAGGUGAUAGUGAUUGUAGGAGAUGGUGUGGCCACGGAAGGCUCCGGGGGAGGAAGAUUGGGGCGUGGUGUGGCGGUGGUACCUAUGAAAGGUACGCGAUACGUCUGUCCACACUUCGUUUUGAGAACGAGAGUUGGUCGCCCAAUUGGCCUCGGUGCUGCAGAACCGACGAGACCACAGAGUACCGAGAAUGAAAUCGUACCCCGUCU
Messenger RNA from Chara braunii, 960 nucleotides. NCBI's taxonomy places the organism in Eukaryota, Viridiplantae, Streptophyta, Charophyceae, Charales, Characeae. The record is from the annotation of a GenBank genome assembly.